AUGUUAGCUGAAUUUGGCACAAUUAUCCAAGAACAUGUUAGACGUGUUACAACUCAAAAAGUUCACACUCAUUAUCUUGGACAUAACAUACAAAAUGAGUUGAUUUUAUUGCUUGGUUAUGCAAUCAAAAUUGAAAUCAUUAGAAAAAUCAGACAAGCUAAGUAUUUCUUAGUAAUACUUGACUGUACUCCGGACGUUAGUCACCAAGAGCAAAUGUCUUUGAUAAUUAUAUAUGUGGAUGUUUCUUCAACUUCCAUUAGAAUUGAGGAACCAUUUUUAGGAUUUUUGAAUGUGAAUGAUACAACUGGCCAAGGACUUUUUGAUGUUUUACAAAAUGAAUUGAAAGAACUUGGUCUCGACCUAUUUGAUGUGAGAGGACAAGGUUAUGAUAAUGGGUCAAAUAUGAAAGGAAAGCAUCAAGAAGCUUUACUUGAAGUGUCAGAAAAUGAUCUCGAUCCUAAAAUACAAAAUGUAGCUAAAUCCUUAGCAACAAACGAGCUUGGAUAUAGAGAAUCAGGUUUUAAUAAAGUACUGGUUAAUGCUAAGGAAAUUGCGGUUGAAUUGAAUAUCACUCCAAUAUUUCCUCAAAGGCGUAUAAUUAAAAGAAAAAGACAGUUUGAUGAGAAUUUGAAUACUCCAGCAGUCGAGUUAUCUGAAGAGGAAUCUUUCAAGGUUAAUUAUUUUCUUUACCUUGUUGAUCAAGUUGUUGUUUCUCUUAAUAAGAGAUUUGAGCAAUACCAAGAGUAUGAAAGUAUUUUUGGUUUCUUGUUUACCUCUCACAAGUUUCAAUCAUUGGAUGAUGCAACUUUGAAGUCUUGUUGUAGUAACUUUUUGAACGAGUAUUGA
Messenger RNA from Vicia villosa (hairy vetch), 846 nucleotides. RefSeq lists its product as uncharacterized. The record is from RefSeq and is a predicted model, not a curated record. NCBI's taxonomy places the organism in Eukaryota, Viridiplantae, Streptophyta, Magnoliopsida, Fabales, Fabaceae. The transcript has 3 exons. The coding region runs from base 1 to 846 and encodes 281 amino acids.